This is a messenger RNA of Bradysia coprophila, 7321 nucleotides long. Its product is annotated as retinal guanylyl cyclase 1. NCBI's taxonomy places the organism in Eukaryota, Metazoa, Arthropoda, Insecta, Diptera, Sciaridae. Gene Ontology annotation, cellular component: plasma membrane. Gene Ontology annotation, molecular function: protein kinase activity; adenylate cyclase activity; peptide receptor activity. Gene Ontology annotation, biological process: protein phosphorylation; intracellular signal transduction; receptor guanylyl cyclase signaling pathway. The record is from RefSeq and is a predicted model, not a curated record.
UUGAGCAGUCGCCUUCGCGUCUGUCCAUCGCUAGUGUAUAAUAAUUGUCAAAAAUAAACUUUUUAUUCCCUUUCAACAUGGAAAAGAGAAUUUGUGUUUUGUAACCAAAAAGAUUUUGUUGGGGCUUUCAUUCGGCUCGUUACGGUGUAAAGUCAAUAAAAACCAGAAGAUUUUCAGCUGCUUACAACCAAUUCACUCGAACACCUCCGAUAUACACAAACCAAAAAAAAAGAGAAAAGAAAAAGAAACAUUUCCCAGGCUAAAAGGGUUGUUUUGGUCUGUAAUUCGAUAGGAUUUUGGCUUGUUUCUAAUUUAUCCGGUGUGUGUCAGUGAUGUGAAUAAAACUUUCAGUUUUUAUCAAAUCAUUCGCUAGUUCCAUUGUAAUAUCCCAUUCGGUGUGUGCUCUCUUUAUUUGUGUCCUUUGCCAAACGAAGACGAAAAAUUAGACGGAAGAAUAGAUUUGUGUCAGUUGAGUGCAAAACACUCUCGUAUCGGCUCUGUGUGUGUACGAGGAUAUAUGAUAUAUAUACAUUUCGUAUUGUAAUGCGGUUGAACACAUAAAGGAUCUCCUUUUGUUGUUUGGAUAUUGACUUUAACGUGUGACAUGAGGAUGACUUUUUCGGUAACACUUUUCGAAAUAGAUUACAAACAAACCGUGUGUGCUGUAACACUGAUGGAUUAUUUUGCCUUAAAUUGCUGAGUGGGGGAGUUUGAAUCCUUGUUAAGCGAUAUCUUUUUAAGAAAAUUAGCGGUGUUGUGUGUAUCAGCUGUCAAUCAAAUGCAUUGUUUACGAAUUGUUACAUCACCUUUAAUGCAUCAUCUUUAACGGAGAAGUAAUACGAACACUAAUUUAUACCCUAAUGUAUGUUGAUGUUGCGUAGUCAUUGUAAAAAAGGUUGACAAAUAUGAAAACCUAUUAUUCCGUCGCCUAAAGGUUAGCUAAAGAUACAAACGAGAGAGGAAAAAAAUAUAUUGGACAGAAAAUGUGUGUGCUUAGUGAUUGAGUGGGUUGUUGUGAUACAAGCGGUUAAUGAGCUCGACAAUGCGACGAGCGUAUUUUCAUGUGGGCUUGAGAAAAUGAGUUUCGUUUUCAUUUUCACUUUGUGCUUUGCUCGACAUUAUUUAUAUUGACUCCAUCCGACAAUGCAAAAACAAAUGAAAGCAGCCGUCUCAAUGUGUUCCGUACUAGACCACCAUCACCAGCAGAACGCAUAUCAUGAGGAACAAUCGUCCACGAUAUACACAUCCGAACAGCACAUUUCAAUAUCAACCGAAAACACAUCCAUCAGCUACCACUCAACGCGAUCAAUUUCUUUCCAAUCAUAAAUUUUCGUCGCCAGAACAAAUUGGUUAUCCAUGAAGUCAUCACACAUAAAAUCGUUACGAUUCAACCAGCUGCUGGUGCUGGCAGUUGUGUGCAUGAUUGUAAACAAUUUUAAUGUUGUGAUGGCUAUUCAAAGUAAUCCAACGAACGGAAUGCCAUCGUUGGUAUUGAUUGAUCAACAAAGCGGUCGAACACCACCAAAUGCCACAGCGGUUAAAGGCUAUUUCUCGGACUUUGUUAAAUAUUUUGGCAUUGAAUCGAGUAGGGUCGAUGUGGACGUUGAAAUAGUCGAUGGUUUGAGUGCACUCGUUAAAUUUCUGAACAAACCAAAAUACUCAACCAUCAUUUAUGUGCUGCAAGGUCAGGGUACAAAAGAUUUUGGAUAUUGUGGCAUGUCCGCACAAUUGAAGGCUACCUUUAACAAAACGGUUUUAUUUUGGCCAUGUCCGAAGAUGAAGACAACAACAGAACGAUAUCUACCGUCGUACGAAACGAUAUCUUAUGCUGUCAAAAGUAUAUCAAUGAAAUUUAAUUGGACUGAUGCGACCAUAUUUGCCAAUGACGAAGAAUGGGGCCUGCCAUUGGCAAUUGCAGCCAAUUUACACGUACCAUACCGAAUCGAAAUUGGAGCUAAGCAUUUACGAGAUGUGCAGAUCGUUGAUGAUGUUGGAAAAGUUCUCAUCAUUACAUCAUCAAUCAACGCACCGGAAACAAUCGAAAUACUCAGCCGAAUGGAAAAUCUAACCCAAACCAGAGCGUUACUAAUCGACAUAAUCGGUUCGGUAUUUAAUAAUCAAAACGAUUUCAUCCACAAUUUAAACAGCCACAAAGACAACAUUAAUUUGCCGGCCAGCGGCAACCACAAUCUUUUCGUGCUGACCAUUUUAACGGACAGAUUCAAAACGUUUUUGAAUUAUUCAUUUCACGAUGAAUUUGAAAAAUUGUUUAAUGAUGUGAAUGAGAAUGGAAAUGCGGCUGAUGGUGGCGAUGAAUUUUUUAGUUUAAUCAAAAGCAUUUUCAAUCGUGAUAUAAGCAAUCGAUCGGAUGACGAAAUUGUUAGGGAUAUACGAAAAAAUGUUCGUGACAGUUGUGAUACGUGCGGCAAUUCGAUUAGGGCUCAUAUAUCAUAUUGUGAAGAUAAAGUGAAACGAGCUCAACGGUCGUCGCCCAGUGACGGUAACAUAAAAUCAAUGUGCGAGGAAAUUUUCCGCGAAAUCGAUGUACGACAAACACCAAGUCUGGUUCUGGAUCGCACCAGAACCAGCUUAGCCAUACAGCACCAUUACGUGCAUCCGCUUUUCGGUGAAUUUUUUAGUUUAUUUGACUUUAUCAUAACCGCUACGAUGUCGUUACCUGUGUCCGAUAACACAAAUAGCCAAUACGAUUUCAUUGUGCUGGACUUGCAAAUGGUGAGCAGUGGAGCAGCAAAUCAAACGACAUUUUUGUGGCGACCGUUUUUUAUUGUACAACAAAAUCAAAUAAACAAACAAAUAUUCACCGCUCAUCCAGUGAUGCCUUCAUACAGCGACUGGUUUUAUCAUAGUAUGAACAUAUACUGGACAUGCGGAUUACAAUGUUGGAUAAUAACGACAUUGGCUUUGAUAUUAUUUUUGAUAUCAAUGGUUGUAAGCAUUGCUGUUGGUAUAGCUGUAAGAAAUUAUUUAUUACGCAAGCGACUGUCGAAGGGACCCAAUAAAAUUGUUCUUUCAGCAACAGAUUUUGUGUUUCCCAUUGAUGCGAGAAGGGUGGAUGAAGGUAUCGAAGCAAUGCUUUGCUGUUGGUUGCAGCAACUACAGGAGUUUGGUGGACCAGAAGUGGAAAAACCGGAUUUACUAAAAGGAUCCAUUGGUUCGCUGAAAAAUCUUGGCUUAGCCAAUGCGGUUGCAAACAAAGCUGGCUCGGCGGCUAGUAGUAUCGUUAAACAGAAAACCGUUUUGGAUAUGCGAGCCAGAUAUAAUGGUGAUUUGGUGCAAUUGAAAGAGAUUAUCACCGGCCCGUCGAACGAAUUAAAAUCGAAAGCCAUGGAUCAUCUGGUAAUGACGCAUGGACUGAGACAUGAAAACAUUAAUCCGUUAAUUGGAUGGCUCAGCGAUCCGAACCGAAACGCAAUGGUAUUCGAGCAUUGUUCUCGUGGAUCACUGCAGGACGUACUGGUUAUGGACGAAAUCAAAUUGGACUGGUCAUUCCGUUUGAGUCUUCUCACCGAUUUGGUGCGUGGAAUGAAAUAUCUGCAUUCAUCGCCGCUACGAGUCCAUGGAUCAUUAUCGUCGCGAAAUUGUGUCGUAGAUGCACGAUGGGUGUUGAAAGUUACAGAUUACGGACUGUUGGCAUUUUCCGAAGCACAGGGAAUUCAUUUACCCACCAAAACCGCUAAAGAACUUCUUUGGACGGCGCCGGAGAUUUUGCGCAAUACCAAAGGACUCCCUAAGAGCGGUACACAGAGCGCUGAUGUUUAUUCGUUUGGAAUUAUAAUGCAAGAAGUGGUUGUGCGUGGUGAACCGUACUGUAUGCUGUCGUUGACACCAGACGAAAUAAUAUCCAAAAUUAAGAAACCACCGCCUCUCAUCCGACCGUCGGUUUCGAAAGGCGCUGCACCACCAGAAGCCAUUAAUAUCAUGCGACAAUGUUGGGCCGAACAACCGGACAUGAGACCUGAUUUUAAUUCCGUAUACGAACGUUUCAAGCAAUUGAAUCAGGGCAGAAAAGUGAAUUUUGUGGACACAAUGUUUCAAAUGCUAGAAAAAUAUUCGAAUAAUUUAGAAGAGCUUAUUAGAGAACGUACCGAUCAACUAGAUAUGGAACGUAAAAAGACUGAACAGCUGCUGAAUCGAAUGCUUCCGAGUUCAGUGGCUGAAAAACUAAAAGUAGGCCUUGGCGUUGAACCCGAGGAAUUUUCAGAUGUUACUAUCUAUUUUAGUGAUAUUGUAGGUUUUACGACAAUCGCUGCUCAUUGCAGUCCCGUUCAAGUGGUGGACCUGUUGAAUGAUUUGUACACAUGCUUCGACGCAACAAUAAAUGCUUAUAGUGUAUAUAAGGUCGAGACUAUAGGUGAUGCUUAUAUGGUCGUCAGUGGACUGCCGGUACGUUCUCCCGAUCAUGCCGAACAGAUAGCAACAAUGGCUUUAGAUCUACUUCAUCAGAGUGGCAGUUUUGAAAUCAAACAUUUGCCCGGAGUUCCAUUGCAGCUUCGUAUUGGAUUGCAUACAGGUCCGUGUUGUGCUGGCGUUGUGGGUCUAACCAUGCCCCGAUACUGUUUGUUCGGUGACACCGUGAACACAGCUUCGCGAAUGGAAUCAACAGGGUCAUCAUGGCGCAUUCAUUUAUCAGAGGCAACACGUGACCGACUGGAACGGGCAGGUGGUUAUUAUCUGGAACCGAGAGGACCGAUCGAAAUAAAAGGCAAGGGUCUAAUGAACACGUAUUGGUUGCUGGGAAAAAUGGGCUUCGACAAAGUUUUGCCCACACCACCGCCAAUUGGAGAAUCUCAUGGCCUCGACGAACAUCUUAGCAAAACAAGUCAAAUAAAGUCCCAGCAAAAGGCGACUCCUAGCGUCAGUGCCAAUCAAUCAAGCAGUCGAUCGUCGUCAAUUGCUGGUGAAAUGGUUGACGUUAGAGUUGAGAUAACGCCACCGAAAGAUUCGGAACAGUCAACCCUUCCAAACUCCUAUUCGGUUGAUUCAAAUGCAACGCUGAAUUUGAGCAUAAAUUUGUCCGAUUUCAAGACACCAUCCACCAGUCCACAGCAAAGGAAAUACUCCGAAAUUCCCACCGAAGGUCUAUUGAAUCCGGCCAAUUUCGGACGCUGUACACCGUCACCAUCAACGUCUGGUCCGCCCAAUAAGUUGUACAAAAAGUUGGAAGAGAUGAUGGACUUGAGUUUACCAUACAAUCAUUAUCGCUGUCUCAGUCCGAGCGAAAGCAAUUUGACGCAAUGUAACGACGGUAAGUACAUGUACAGUGUGGCUAAAGGUGCUGAUCUCAACAAACCAGGUUCGAGCCGACUCUUGCGACGCCAAUUCAGUCUAGACAAAGACGACUGUUUAGCCACACAGCUUACUAAAUCUGGUUUGGAGAUAUCAACACUGCAGGAAAAUCACAGUGGUCCAACUUCAUCUAAUGUUAAACCAUCAGGCCGUUUGAUCAAACAACAUUCGGCCAGUGUUGCCGUCGAUCUGGAGAAAAUCGAAGAGAUUCCCGUUUCGCCGACGCAACCAACCGGCCACGGAUAUAAGAACGAACUGUUUCUAACACAAAUACCGGGAAGUGAACCAGGGUCACCGCAUUCGGAUAAUGAUGCUAGUACCAGUAAUGGUUCGGUCGCCGAAAAACGAGAAAUUAGUUUAAAUGUGGAAUCAUUGAUCAUAAGAUAGGAUACGAUUUAAACGGUGUAGUCGAAUAUGCACUACUCGACACAGAAAUGGGGAAACGUUUCUAUACAAUAAUACAAUCGAAAGUAUAAUUCGGAUGAUGAUGUCGAAAGAGCUCCUAAUCCAUUCAAAUUAUCGACAAUCUUACUGACAUCCUGUAGACUGCUGAACAGACUUUUCAUUAAUUCCAUUGUUGCCAACUUAUUAUUAUAGAGCUGGCCAGAAUUAGAGGUUACGAUUCUAGUCGAGCUUCGACUGACUUUAAUACAAAUCGUAGGUGGGCAAUUUUGCGUUAGAGGAAUGUUGUCUUUGUACACUCGUUUCGACUAGCACCAAAGAAGGAUGGAGUGUGAGCAGUGUCUUACAUCUUUUGUUUUUAAAACGAUGCGUUUGUGUGGCCAGGUCCAUGUACCUCGUCGGGUCCAUGUACCCGACGAGGAAAUGAACAAUUUCCCAUUGAAGAGAUUAAAAUUUUCUAAAUGUUGUUUUGCUUUGAGGUUCUUUGCCGACAACAACUUCUGGUGAACGACUCGGAUUUGUAUAUCUUUCAGGUUCCGACGAGGCCUAAACUUAGCCUUCGUCGGAUCAUUACAAAGCCUCUUUUCAGGUUAGAUCAGUCAUCUAAUUCACACAAAAACUGCCAUCGUUCCGGCAUAUUUGUAUAGCCUGUGUCUAGUCGAACAACAGAAUCUGAAAAUUAAUUUUUGUGAGAACGUUUGGUUCGACCAAAAUUCAUAUGAACCUCUUCGUGUAAGAGCUAUGACGUUGAAGAACAUUUACGAAAUAUUUUGCCCGAUGCGUUUCGUUUCGAUGGGUUACGAUCCCUAACUGAACAAUUCAAACAAUAAAUCAAGAAAAGCAAUCGAAGAGAAUAUCAAAAAUUAAAGUCCACCAGAGACAUCAAUCAUCUAAAUGGCCCGCAAUCCUCAUAAUUUACGUAAUUUCGCUCGGUUAGUCGCUGAGGCCGAAGACACACUAGCAAUUUCGUGUUGAUGGUAUCGACAAUUUUUCUGCGUUUUCCAUUGUUAUCCGAUAUUCACCACAGGGUCUGUGGCACAGGCUAAACAAUGGAAAAUUCAGCAUAAUUGUUGAUCUCACCAACUGGAAAUUGAUCGUGUGUUUUCGGCUUAAAAGAAAUAUCCUGAUGUUUUACGUGGCGUUCAUUGGUGUUCGUUGACUUUCGUAGGGCGGAAAACAAACUGUCAAUUUUGAAAUGUUGAAAUGUUACUGGGUGAAUAUCGAAAUGCAAUGGAAAACGCAGAAUGAUUGUCGAUUUCAGCAAUUCAAGAAAGUGUGUUUCCGGCCUAAGUGAGCGAAAUUAUCGAAACUCCACCCUUCUUAUCUGCGAAACGAAAGCGAACAGAAUUUCCAUUAUUUUCCACACCAGUCACCCAUUAAUAUAACAACUCAAAAAGUUGUUCGGUUGAGCAACUCCAGCUGAUCAUUCCUUAGUUUGGGUUUUAAUUUUGAAAAUUAAAAAGCAAAAAGAAACCAACAAAAAUGUUAGCCGAUCAAUUUGUAUGUUAGAGAACCAAACAAAAAUUAAUAUUAAAUGUGUUACAAAACUGAUGAUAAAUGAAAUGAAUUUAAAAAAGUUUAAAACAAAAAAAAAUAUUUUAAGAAAUAUAUC